GGUUGUUGUCACAUGGUUUGUGUUUGCAGGCUGAGCUGAGGGGAGGAGGAGUUUUGGAGCAGAAGUUUGUGUUAAGAGAAAUCCUGCCGCAUUUUUUUUUUUCUCAUGCAGCCCCCUCAACAAGUUGAAGCACUGAAUCGGAUCAAGGUAGAGCUGCUUUGACCAAAACAGCCUAUUAUGGAAAUCCCUGCCAUAAAUCUAAAGGCCAUAGUACUGGUGCACUGGCUGCUUACAGUAUGGGGAUGCAUGGCGUGGCUGCCCACCUCCUUCGCUUGGGGCAACUUCAGCGUUUUAGCAAUCGGGGUCUGGGCCAUUGCACAGAGGGACUCGAUCGAUGCCGUGAUCAUGUUUCUGGCGGGGAUGAUUGUGACAAUAUUGACCGACAUCAUCCAUUUUGGGAUCUACUACCCGCUGAAUGACCUCGCAAUACCGAGGGGGCGGGACGUGUUUCGCUUCAGCGCAGGAAUGGCCAUCCUCAGCCUGCUGCUCAAACCUGCGUCCUGCUUCUUUGUUUACCAAAUGUACCGCGAACGUGGAGGAGAUUACAAUGUCAACUUUGGUUUCCCCUCUGUAUCACGAAACAGAGACGCCUACCAGUCCAUUGACCAGCAGGACGAGUCUUCCAGCCCAGCGAAUCCCUUCAACCAGGCCCAGGACAGCAAACCAGGAGUCCGCACAUACUGAGAGAAGCAGGCGGUGAACAGUACAGUGUUUUCCUCUGACUUCUUGUGCAGCAGUGCGUUGCUUAGAGGCUGGUUUUACAAUCGGUCCAUUUGUUUCGUACAGUCGGUCGUCUGCAGAUUGCAGCAUCUUCAUUAUGGUAAAUCAUUCAUUAUGUGUGGGUUUUAGAAUGAUACGUGGCGUAAUAAAACCCAUUUAAAUUUUUUCUUCAAAGGUGGGAAUGUGUUUUUUUGCUGAGCCGGCGCGUCACUGCUGAAUGAAUACAGAGGAACAACUGCUCCACCGCUCUGUUAUUGUCUUAACCGGCUACUAUUUUUAGUGGAGAGAUGUUGAAUGGAACUGUUGUGUUUGCGGGAGGUUUUGUUAGUUUACUUUUUCCAAGUGAGUCAUUUUUACAAAAGGUGGCACUUACAGACAUUAAGAGUCAUGUCUGUUUCUCUUUGUGUUCUGUAAAUUAUUAAGUACCCAUUGUAUGCAGUGUGUUAUUUUCCAGUUAGUCUUCGCUUUACGGCACAGCCAUGCUUAAAGCACUGGGGAGUUUUUAACACAAGAGUGUCGAGCCUCAGACGCUACCUUGUGCCUUCGUACCUUUUCAGCUAACAAGAGCCGUGAAAUCCUUCGACUGAGUUGAACACAUGACGACUAAAAUUGGAGUUCCGGGCCUUUUCAAUUAUCUUCACGUUGAUCUAUUCAAACUUUUAAAAAAAAAAAGAGAAAUAUGAAGAUUUUCUUUAAUGAUCAAGUAAGGGUCGGUUCUCUGUGUAUAAAAAACAAAAUGUUCUCAUUUCAAACCAUUUUAAAUGUAUUAUUCUUAUAGUUAUUGUCAUAAGUGAAGGGCCUCGAGACGCAGACACUCAUUUGUUAUGUAAAUCUUCUUUCAAUGAUCAAGUUAAUGUGUAUAAGCAGUAGACAUGAGACAUCAAAAAUGUCAAAUGAAGGGUUUUAAGCCUUGAAAUAUUCACAGCAACACUGUCAUUAGUGCUCAGUGAACAAUGAAUCGUAUUGGAUACGAUUCAUUGAGCAUAGAAUGAAGUGCGCACUCGGUUUUAGUGUGUCGAUGACGUUAAAGUUAUAGCGGUUAGAGCAUAAGGAAAGCAGACUUUGCUGAGUGAUUGCAUCAUUAGGAUUCUUCACAGCCAGUUCUCUUUUGUAAGUGUUACAAGUUUGAGGUUCCCGUUUUGAAAUCACGACGAGUGUACGUGACACAACACAGGUGUGGUGACUACAGUAGGUUGGUUACAUUAUGUGAACUAGAAGAUAAUAGGUCUUAAUUCAGUGUAUGCACGGAGAUACAGUGGCCCAGUUGCAAACCCAGUGAGCCUAUAAGAUCCCCACACUAAAACGACUGCAGUACCACAUAAUGUCCACAUACUCUGUGAUAACUCGGAGAUAAAGUCAGAAUUUGAAACUUCAGUUUGUCGCACUUUUUUUUAGGAGGUUAGAAAAUAAACAAGCUCGUGCUGUCUGGUGCUCGGAGAUGACUGUGGAUAUCGCUUUCGUAAUUCCGUUCAUAAUAAAGAUAAUUUUAAAAUUGAUAAUAAACAAAAAAUUAUUUAAUUUUAAUUUUUUUUUUUUUUUUUUGCACCAGGAGCAGUGUGUUUAGGAGUAGGCAACUCACGGGGGUUUUUAAUUAAGCGAAAAGGUACGACAAGAUAAUAUACAGCUGGGAAAAAGGCGUCACGUAGAGAUUAAGUAAUUCUUAUUGUCUCGAUACCUGUUAAGUACUAGUUUUCUAGGAAACUGUAAAAGUAUUUACUAAAAGAAUAUGCAUCUUUUUUUUCCUCAUGCUGUUAAAUUUGCUUCAAGGAUCCCAAUGAAAAGGUGGGCAUAUCCUAAAAUAUAGGGCCGACAUUGCCUUAUUUUAGCUGUAGCGGCUUAAUGACACUUGUUCUCAGAAAGAAUGGAUUUGAUAGGCACGAGGAAAGACUACUUCAAAGAUACAAAGACUAUUACUACUACUACUGAAAGGUUUUCACUAAGUUGAGAUUAUAAAAGAAGAUGUGGAAAAAUGAACGUUUUAAUGAAAAUAUUCCAGCUCUGCCUUAAUUUUGGUCUUGAUUUUUUUUCCCAAAUGUUUUUUCUGUGACUGAUCAUAUUUGCCACAUUUUGUUUUUGGUUUUUCAACAACAUGUUUGUUUUUGUCAGGAUUUUUCAUUUCAAGGUUGGUACUGAUUUGAAAUGUUAUAUGGCAUGUAGUUUUUUUUU
Messenger RNA from Xiphias gladius (swordfish), 2886 nucleotides. Its product is annotated as angiotensin II receptor-associated protein. The transcript has 5 exons. Gene Ontology annotation, biological process: regulation of blood pressure; angiotensin-activated signaling pathway. Gene Ontology annotation, cellular component: plasma membrane. The record is from RefSeq and is a predicted model, not a curated record. Lineage: Eukaryota; Metazoa; Chordata; Actinopteri; Istiophoriformes; Xiphiidae. The coding region runs from base 178 to 684 and encodes 168 amino acids.